This is a messenger RNA of Zophobas morio, 942 nucleotides long. RefSeq lists its product as uncharacterized. Gene Ontology annotation, molecular function: ubiquitin protein ligase activity; zinc ion binding; ubiquitin conjugating enzyme binding. The record is from RefSeq and is a predicted model, not a curated record. The transcript is spliced from 2 exons. Lineage: Eukaryota; Metazoa; Arthropoda; Insecta; Coleoptera; Tenebrionidae. Gene Ontology annotation, biological process: proteasome-mediated ubiquitin-dependent protein catabolic process; multicellular organism development. Bases 104 to 820 code for a protein of 238 amino acids. Gene Ontology annotation, cellular component: cytoplasm.
UUUCUGGGAAACCUUUGACGUACUUUGUUGCUUUAUCUAAAUUGAAUAAUCAAAAUCCACUAUUUUCGAUUAGCGUUCCAAGUGUGCACAACAUUGCGAAAAAAUGGAUUUCGUCGCUGUACAAACCGACGACUGGAUCGAACAACUAAAAUGUGCGAGCUGCGGAAACUACCUGUCGUACUUUCCAAUCCGCACUACCUUCAGCAACGACAACAUCUGCGGAAGAUGCCGUUCUCCCCCAGAAAACACCAUUAGAAACGAAAUCUACGAACUGGUCUCCCAGCAGAUGAGAUUUCCGUGCCGUUACAUGAGCGAAGGCUGCUUUGCUAAAUUUUCUCCUGAAGACACUCCAAACCACGAAAAUCAGUGCACUUUCAAAGACCUCAAAUGCCCCACCCAUGAUUUCACCCGCUGCAACGCCAAGGUAUCUUAUCGCGACUUGAUGACGCACUGCCAACUCAAACAUGGCGACUUGUUUCUGAACAACGGCCAAUUUGAAAUUCACCUGACGUGGUCCCAGAACUCCUGCCAUCUUCUAGAACACAACAACCAACUUUUUAUUGUCAGGAGGAAGUUUCGAUUGGCAGAUAGUCUUUUCCAGAUUUCUGUAACACCUCCCGAACGUGGCGAUCAUACAGUGUGGCCAUACAAAGUGCGUUUGACGUGUGGUAGCACUGAGCUGGCGGUUAAAGGUAACACCAAAGUGGGUGUUAAGGAGAUUUUUUUGAAUUCGUUGAUAAGCCAGAAGGGUGAGGCGUCGAAGAUUACCGGGAGGGUGUUUUUGAUGAGGAAGGCCAGUGGUCCCGAGGCGGUAGAAUAGAAUAGAAUAGAAUAGAAUAGAAUAUUUUAUUGAUGCUUGUAACAUGUAGUUUUUGCAUAAGUCAGACUAUGAACAUGUAAAAAAUACAAAUAAUAAAACUAAAUAUAACAACUAAAAUCAUA